Nematocida minor is the source of this 1512-nucleotide messenger RNA. Its product is annotated as T-complex protein 1 subunit beta. The transcript has a single exon. The record is from RefSeq and is a predicted model, not a curated record. Gene Ontology annotation, cellular component: chaperonin-containing T-complex. Gene Ontology annotation, molecular function: ATP hydrolysis activity; ATP-dependent protein folding chaperone; ATP binding. Lineage: Eukaryota; Fungi; Microsporidia. Gene Ontology annotation, biological process: protein folding. Bases 1 to 1512 code for a protein of 503 amino acids.
AUGUCAGAGCUACUUAGACCAGGCGCAACACAAGAAAGAGCAGACGAAGCAAGGACCUCUUUUCUAGUAGGAGCCAUCACAGCAUCAGGAAUGGUAAAAAGCACACUAGGCCCAAGAGGAAUGCUUAAGCUGCUGUACACACAGAGAGGAGAGCCCAUUAUAACUAACGAUGGCGCCACAGUGCUUAAGAACACCGUGCCCAACGGAGCAUCUGCUAAGAUACUUAUCAACUCAGCUGCAGAGCACAGCGCAAAAGAAGGAGAUGGGACCACUACCCUUACUGUUCUCACAGGAGAGCUGCUCCACGAGGCAGAUAAGCUGAUAUUCAAGGGCAUGCACCCCUACAAAGUAAUCACAGAGUACAGGAAGGCACACAAAAAGGCGCUUCUAAAACUCAGAGAAAUAUCGAAGAUAUCAGCCACAGAUGAUGCAGACAACAGGCUGUUCCUAGCCAAAACCACGCUUUCUUCUAAGUUCUCUCCGAUAGAGCUGGAAGCACUGAGCAGUCUUGCCCUGGACAUUUCCAAGAGAGUAGACUCCGUGGAGAUGGUGAAUAUCAUAAAAAUACCGGGGAGUGAGCUGAGCAGCUCGUACAUACACCCAGGACUGCUGAUAGAAAGCGAUGUAGGCCCAGGACAGAAGCACAAGGUGGCUAAUCCAAAGGUGCUGAUAGCCAACACGUCAAUGGACGCAGACAGAGUGAAGAUAUUCGGGGCAAAAGCAACGGUCUCAUCUCCUGCAGACCUGGAGAGGAUAGAGGCUGCAGAGAAUGAAAGAAUGGCUAAAAAGGUGGAGAUAAUGGCAGAGUCAGCAGAUGUAAUAGUUAACAGACAGAUCAUAUACGAUUAUCCUACGCAGGAGUUCACAAGAAGAGGAAAAGUGUCGAUAGAGAGAGCAGACUUCACAGGAGUGGAGAUGGUUGCUAAGGUUCUCAAGGGAACCAUUUUGAGCACAUUCGAAUCAGUGCAGGAGAGCGAUCUCGGAAGGUGCGAAAUGUUUGAAAGAGUGUCUAUACACGGGAGAGUGUUCUGCGCGUUUACAGGGCUGCCAGACACAGGGGCUUGCUCAGUGGUCAUCAGAGGGCACACAAAGGAAAUGCUGGAAGAGUGCGAAAGAUCGCUCAUUGGAGCUGUAAAGGUGCUUCUGAUGAACAAAAAGGACGAGUAUGUGCCAGGUGGAGGAAGCGCAGAAGCUGCAGUGUCAUUCCUCCUGCAGGCUGAAACAGAGGGAGAAAGGGCAUACGCCAGGGCUCUUAUGGAGGUGGUCAGGAUACUGGCAGACAAUGCAGGGCUGUCGAGCGAGGUUGUUGAUAAAAUAACAGAGAAGGUGGCAGCUGGGGAAUACUCCUAUGGUGUGGGAGAGACAGGGGCUGAGUGCAUGAACAGUAAAAAAGUGAAGGAGUCUCUGAGGCUGAAGGAGAUCGUGUGGAGCAGGGCAGCAGAAACAGCGGAGAUGCUCCUGCGCUGCGAUAGCAACAUAAAGUGCAGGCCCAGAGAAAGAGUCCAUGAAUAA